GCAAUAAUCAUCACAUAUGGCAAAAGUCAACAUUAAGGUAACUAGUUGUCUUCUUUGAUAUGUAGAUUGAAGAGGAAAGAUCAAAAGCUAUCUGUUGUUGUUAGAGAUGAGGAAUACAGAGCUCAUCUUCAUACCAACACCAACCGUUGGUCAUCUUGUUCCGUUUCUUGAAUUUGCUAGGCGUCUCAUUGAGCAAGAUGAUAGGAUCCGUAUCACAAUCCUCUUGAUGAAGCUACAAGGUCAGUCACAUCUAGACACUUAUGUUAAAUCUAUUGCCUCUUCUCAGCCCUUUGUUAGAUUCAUUGAUGUCCCUGAGUUAGAGGAGAAACCUACACUUGGUGGUACACAGUCUGUGGAAGCUUAUGUAUAUGAUGUUAUUGAGAAGAAUAUCCCUCUUGUGAGAAAUAUAGUCAUGGAUAUUUUAUCUUCUCUUGCAUUGGAUGGAGUUAAGGUCAAGGGAUUUGUUGCUGAUUUUUUCUGUCUCCCCAUGAUUGACGUUGCAAAAGAGGUAAUAAGUCUUCCUUUCUAUGUGUUCUUGACUACAAAUUCCGGGUUCUUAGCGAUGAUGAAGUAUCUAGCAGAUCGACAUAGUAAAGAUACAUCGGUUUUUGUAAGAAACUCCGAGGAAAUGUUGUCGAUUCCUGGCUUUGUAAACCCUGUCCCAGCCAAUGUUCUGCCAUCAGCUCUGUUUGUUGAAGACGGUUAUGAUGCUUACAUUAAACUGGCUAUAUUGUUUACAAAGGCUAAUGGAAUCUUAGUGAAUUCUUCCUUUGAUAUUGAGCCUUACUCUGUCAAUCACUUUCUUGAUGAACGGAGUUACCCUUCUGUUUAUGCUGUUGGCCCCGUAUUUGACUUGAAGGCCCAGCCUCAUCCAGAGCAGGACCUGGCCCGUCGUGACGAGUUGAUGAAAUGGCUUGAUGAUCAGCCCGAUGCAUCGGUUGUAUUCCUUUGUUUUGGGAGUAUGGGCAGGUUAAGAGGUCCUCUAGUGAAGGAAAUAGCUCAUGCACUUGAGCUCUGUCAGUACAGAUUCCUCUGGUCACUUCGUACUGAAGAAAUGACGAACGAUGAUCUUUUUCCCGAGGGAUUCCUUGACCGUGUCAGUGGACGUGGAAUGAUAUGCGGUUGGUCUCCUCAGGUGGAAAUACUGGCCCAUAAAGCAGUUGGAGGUUUUGUGUCUCAUUGUGGAUGGAACUCAAUAGUAGAGAGUUUAUGGUUUGGUGUGCCAAUUGUGACAUGGCCAAUGUAUGCAGAGCAACAGCUCAAUGCGUUUCUGAUGGUUAAGGAACUAGAGCUCGCAGUGGAGCUGAAGCUUGAUUACAGGGUAUAUAGCGAUGAAAUAGUAAAUGCAAACGAGAUAGAGACUGCUAUUCGUUGUGUAAUGAGCAAGGAUAAUAAUGUUGUGAGGAAGAGAGUGAUGGAUAUCUCGAAGAUGGCGCGGAAAGCUACGUGUAAUGGUGGAUCUUCGUACUCGGCUAUUGAGAAAUUCAUACAUGACGUGAUAGGAAUUAAGCCCAAGCCUUUUCUUGUCCAAUAAGUUACUUUAUACUAAAACUUGUUCUUGAAACAUCUGCGAAUGAAUCUUGCUGAGAUUUGAUUGUUUUUAUUGUUGAAUCAAUCUUUGUUUUUAUUGCAA
Molecule: messenger RNA, 1633 nt
Organism: Arabidopsis lyrata subsp. lyrata
Lineage: Eukaryota; Viridiplantae; Streptophyta; Magnoliopsida; Brassicales; Brassicaceae
Product: UDP-glycosyltransferase 71D1
Exons: 1
Coding region: 107-1534 (475 amino acids)
Molecular function (GO): UDP-glycosyltransferase activity
Source: RefSeq, a predicted model, not a curated record